UCUCGCUCUCUCCAUAUUUUCUCAGUAAUCUUUAACUUCAUCAUGCGUUUCGUCCAAAUCAGAUUUCUUUAUUGAGGAAUAGUCGUUUCAAUUUCAUCAUUUUCCGAGGAAUUAGAUUUGAGUUCUAUUCACGAAAUGGCAUCUGGGUUCUCCGGAGGAGGUGGGCCGGAGUUUUUCGCCGGCGGCGGACGAUCCAUGAACUCUGGCAACAAUAACAACAGCAACAAUCCUCCGAUACCUCAUCCAUCGUACAGGAACCAGCUCCCCGGGAUUUUCUUCGACCAGAUCGGAAACAUGAAUUCCGGCGGACAUGGGUUAGCCGGGAAACGCACUCUGGCAGAUUUUCAGGCGGCGCAAUUCCAGAAUCCGGCGGCUCUCAACGCGCUUCUUCUGCGCUCCGUCAAGCCCAGAACUUUCCAGAACCUUCCGUCGCCGAUAUCGCCUUUGCUCGAUCUCACUGCGAAUGAUAUCAAUUUGUUGGGCGGUUCGUCAUCGUCGACUCAGCGGUUUGGGUUACCGAUCCUUCCGCAUGUCAGAUCGCAUCAUAUGUCUCAGACGCCGCAACCUGGUUUGGGUCUUUGCGGCGUUGGGGCACGAAUGGGAUUCGGGUCGGGUAAUAAUACAGCGUUGCAGGGUGUUCCGUGUGUUGACUCAGUUCAGAACCGAGCUCAGCCGAGUCAAGAUUCGGAGAAGAUGAUGAGCAGAUUGAAAGAGCUCGAGAAACGGCUUUUGGACGAUGACGGCGAUGGACAAGGUGACGAUGAUGAUGUCUCCGUUAUUACCAAUGCGAACAGCGAAUGGUCGGAGACAAUACAAUGCCUGGUGAACCCGGUGAUGAGCCCGAGCCCGACUCCGACUCCGACUCCGAACCCGGUUACGUCUUCUCCGAGCUGCUCGUCUUCAUCGUCUUCAUCUUCGCCGUCUGCAGCUUCGCCCAUGUCGCUCUGCCCAAGACAAACAAUAAUGGAAAUCGCGACGGCCAUCUCCGAAGGGAAGACGGACAUAGCGGCGGAGAUCCUCGCUCGUGUGACUCAAACGCCGAAUCCAAAGGCGAAUUCCGAGCAGAAGGUCACGGCGUUCAUGUUAUCGGCGCUUAGAUCGCGGCUCAACCCAGCGGGAAACCCUGCUCCGGCGUCGGAACUGUACGGAAAUCAGCAUCUGGGCUCGAUCCAGUUGCUCUACGAGCUGUCUCCUUGUUUCAAGCUCGGUUUCAUGGCCGCGAAUCUCUCCAUCCUCGAAGCAACGCUUGGCUCCGCCGACGCCGUUGGUAGCGACGGGCUCCUCCACGUUGUCGAUUUCGACGUCGGACAAGGCGGACAGUACGUGAACCUCCUCCACGAGCUCUCCACGCGCCGGAACGGUAAGGUUCCUCUGGUGGUUAAGAUCACGGCCGUGGUGGAUAAAGGCGACGGCUCUGCUGUCUCAAGUGGCGGGGAAGAGAGGCUGAAUUCCGUCGGAGAUUUUCUGAGACAACUCGGUGAACGACUCGGUAUCACCCUGAGGUUCAACGUGGUGUCGAGUGUGAGACUCGGCAAUCUGAGUCGCGAGUCACUCGGGUGCGACCCGGACGAGCCACUCGCCGUGAACUUGGCCUUCAAGCUCUGCCGAGUCCCCGACGAGAGCGUGUGUACAGAGAACCCGAGGGACGAGCUCCUCCGGCGCGUGAAGGCACUCGCGCCGCGCGUGGUCACGCUCGUGGAGCAAGAGUUGAACGCCAACACGGCGCCGUUUUUGGCGCGCGUGAGCAAAGCGGGCGGUUACUACGGGGCUUUACUCGAGUCUGUCGAGUCAACCGUUCCGAGCUCUAACUCGGACCGAGUGAUGGUAGAGGCAGGGCUGAGUCGUAAGCUAGUUAACGCGGUGGCUAGCGAGGGCGUUAACCGGAUCGAGCGGUGUGAGGUGUUCGGAAAAUGGAGGCUUCGGAUGGGUAUGGCCGGGUUCGAGUUGAUGCCACUGAGUCAGACGAUAGCAGAGUCGUUGCGGAGUCGACUCAGUAACGGAAACCGAGUCCAUCCGGGCUUCACCGUUAAGGAAGAUAACGGAGGGGUGAGUUUUGCUUGGAUGGGUCGGACCCUCGCUGUCGCAUCUACUUGGCGUUAACUUCACACACUCUUUACCUUUUCUAUUAUAUUAUUGUUAUCUUAGUAUUAAUUUUGAGAUUUUUAUUAUUGUAAUUUCAGUUGCUAAGCCUAUUAAUUUGUUAACAAAGAUUAAAAGAAAUUUAUAUU
This is a messenger RNA of Tarenaya hassleriana, 2228 nucleotides long. RefSeq names its product scarecrow-like protein 8. Gene Ontology annotation, biological process: regulation of DNA-templated transcription. Gene Ontology annotation, cellular component: nucleus. NCBI's taxonomy places the organism in Eukaryota, Viridiplantae, Streptophyta, Magnoliopsida, Brassicales, Cleomaceae. The record is from RefSeq and is a predicted model, not a curated record. Gene Ontology annotation, molecular function: DNA-binding transcription factor activity; sequence-specific DNA binding. The coding region runs from base 136 to 2100 and encodes 654 amino acids. The transcript has 2 exons.